This is a messenger RNA of Nestor notabilis (Kea), 832 nucleotides long. RefSeq names its product serine/threonine kinase 16 (gene STK16). Lineage: Eukaryota; Metazoa; Chordata; Aves; Psittaciformes; Psittacidae. Gene Ontology annotation, molecular function: ATP binding; protein serine/threonine kinase activity. Gene Ontology annotation, biological process: protein phosphorylation. The record is from RefSeq and is a predicted model, not a curated record. Gene Ontology annotation, cellular component: cytoplasm; Golgi apparatus. The annotation marks the transcript as partial. The transcript is spliced from 6 exons.
GGGCUUCAGCUACGUGGACCUGGUGGAGGGUCUGCGGGACGGGCGCUUCUAUGCCCUGAAGCGCAUCCUGUGCCAUGACAAAGAGGACCACCAGGCUGCCCUGCAUGAGGUGGAGAUGCACGGCCUCUUCGACCACCCCAACAUCCUGCACCUGGUGGCCCACUGCAUGGUGGAGAAAGGUGCCAAGCAUGAAGCGUGGCUCCUCCUUCCCUAUGUGAAGGGGGGGACCCUCUGGAGUGAGGUGGAAGCACUGCGAAAGAAAGGGACCUUCAUGCCAGAGCAGCGGAUCCUCCUCAUCCUCCAUGGCAUCUGCCACGGGCUGCAAGCCAUCCACAGCAAGGGCUAUGCACACAGGGACCUCAAGCCCACCAAUGUGCUGUUGGAUGAGGAUGACCGGCCCGUGCUGAUGGACCUGGGCUCCAUGAACCAAGCUCGCAUUGAAGUCAACAACUCUCGGGAGGCCAUGGCCAUACAGGACUGGGCUGCCCAGCGCUGCACCAUCUCCUACCGUGCCCCCGAGCUCUUCACGGUGCCAAGCCAGUGCAUCAUAGAUGAGCGCACAGAUAUCUGGUCCCUAGGCUGUGUGCUGUACUGCAUGAUGUUUGGGGAGGGCCCCUACGAUGCCAUCUUCCAGAAGGGUGACAGCGUGGCUUUGGCAGUGCAGAACCCCAUCGCUGUGCCCCCUACAACCAGGUACUCGGCUGCCUUGCAGCGCCUGCUCUCCUCCAUGAUGACAGUGAACCCCCAGGAGCGACCCAGCAUAAAUGACAUCCUCCACCAGCUGGAGGGGCUGCAGCCAGCGCCAGUGGGUCAGGACACCACACAGAUCUGA